Messenger RNA from Lactuca saligna, 369 nucleotides. NCBI's taxonomy places the organism in Eukaryota, Viridiplantae, Streptophyta, Magnoliopsida, Asterales, Asteraceae. The record is from the annotation of a GenBank genome assembly.
AUGAAAGUCACCAAUAGGCACCUCAGCUGCUGCUCCCAAAAAGGCGAAAGCAGCCGGCUCACAAGCGAAAGUCCCCUACUCCUAGUACCAGCGAAAGUUCGGAGUCUGAUGCUCAAUCAGACAUUCGCAACGAGUGGGAACAACCUGUUCGCAACGAGUUGGGUGAUAACACUUGCAUCAAAGAAGAGAAUCCCAAUCCUGAGGUUUCUCAACCCAUGUCCCUCCUGCCAUUUACCUAUUCGCCAAGAUGAUCCUGACAUGAUUUUUGGUGAUGAUAAAGAUGAAGCUCUAGGUGGAUUCACCUACAGUCCCUUCCAAAUAAGGAUUGAAAAUGAGGAUGAGCCUUCUGCUACGAAAGCACAACGGUAG